Messenger RNA from Phodopus roborovskii (desert hamster), 908 nucleotides. RefSeq names its product ligand-dependent nuclear receptor-interacting factor 1-like. Gene Ontology annotation, molecular function: nuclear retinoic acid receptor binding. Gene Ontology annotation, biological process: regulation of DNA-templated transcription. The transcript has a single exon. The coding region runs from base 136 to 759 and encodes 207 amino acids. NCBI's taxonomy places the organism in Eukaryota, Metazoa, Chordata, Mammalia, Rodentia, Cricetidae. The record is from RefSeq and is a predicted model, not a curated record.
GCCCGGUAGGGGACCCUGUCCCCACACUAUUCACUGCCCUGUCCUCUCCCACCCUUCUAAAAUGUCUAAUAGACUCCAGAGCGCCUUUCUGGAAACCUCAGAGGAAAAUUCAGGCUCGCAUUGACCCAGUGUGAGAUGGCACCGAUGUUAAAAAAAAAAAAAAAUACUGAAGAAAGAAAUAACAAGAAAUAUUCUCAAGGAAGUAAUACUAAGACUGAUGCUGAAUUUAAAAAGCUAUUUGGUCUCACUAAAGAAUUGAGAGUGUGUCUUACUCGGAUCCCUGACUGUCUGGGCUCUAUAAAAGGUUGUGAUUCCUUUAGCAGUUUAAUGAAGAGUAAUAGUUCUUACAAAGAUGCAGAGUUUGUGGUGAAGGAAGAAGAAACAAAACAGAGUUUUUCUAAGAAAAGAAAAGCAAAAUCCAUUAAGAAGAUGGAUUACACAAAAAGGAGAAAAAUUAAGAAAGCUAGUAACACAGUCAUGAAUGGAACUGAUGCUUCCAGUUCCCAACUUCUUAGUAUUUUACCAACAUCAGAUAAUCCGCAACACAACAUUGUCGCAAGCCAUAGCACAACCAGGGAAGACAAGAGAACUGAGGUAGAAAACUGCUCCCAUGAGAAGCAAGACAAAAGCAUAUUAAGUUCAAGUGCAUCUUUUGGACAAAGUAAUUGUUUCAGUAAAAGCUAUAUGGAAGAUAUUUUUCUAUUGCCACCACCAGAAUUAGAAGAAACCAUCAGAGAUGAAAAAAAUAAGAAGACUUAAGCAGAUUGUAAGAGAGAAAGAAGCAGCUCUUGAAGAAAUGCGUAAGAAGAUGCACCAAAAACAAUAAAAUGUCUAGGAUUUAAUGACUUGUACUACUACAGUAGUUCCCUCUUACCUUCUGGGGAUACUGUUAAGACCUCUCCCUCCCC